This is a messenger RNA of Etheostoma cragini (Arkansas darter), 3347 nucleotides long. It is a transcript of the gene abcb7, whose product is annotated as ATP-binding cassette, sub-family B (MDR/TAP), member 7. The coding region runs from base 39 to 2081 and encodes 680 amino acids. The record is from RefSeq and is a predicted model, not a curated record. Gene Ontology annotation, molecular function: ATP hydrolysis activity; ABC-type transporter activity; ATP binding. Gene Ontology annotation, biological process: intracellular iron ion homeostasis; transmembrane transport. Gene Ontology annotation, cellular component: mitochondrial inner membrane. NCBI's taxonomy places the organism in Eukaryota, Metazoa, Chordata, Actinopteri, Perciformes, Percidae. The transcript has 15 exons.
CGUAUCCGGCGUGUUGACCGCCUUCCUCAUUUGGCAACAUGGCGCCGGUGAUGGUAACGUUGAAAUCCGGCUUUCACUUUCAAAGACGAAAAUUAGCGCUUCUCCUUCGACAAACGAGCUCAUAUCACAUUUGGAAUAAAACGCGCCCUGAAAAUGGGACUGAACAUAAACGCCAAAGUAACGUUACAUAUCUGCCGAGUUCCCCUCCACACCUACGAACAGCAACAUGGACUACAAACAGGGUCGAAAACAAUCGUCGGAUUUUGGAGGCAGUAAAACAUUUACAGAUUACAGACAAAAGAACAUGUUGGCACGGAAAUGCAGGAGGAAAGCUGAAUGCAGAUCCCAAAAAUCUGCUGAACGAGGUGAAUUCAUCCCAGAUCCUGUCUGCCAUGCUGUCUUAUGUGUGGCCAAAGAAUAGACCAGACCUGCGGGCCCGUGUUGCCAUCUCUCUCGGCCUGCUCGCUGGAGCCAAGAUAACCAAUGUGACGGUGCCCUUCAUGUUUAAGUAUGCAGUGGACGAGCUUAACCAGAUGUCGGGACACAUGCUGAACCUGAAUGACGCGCCAAGCACUGUGGCUACCAUGGCAACGGCCAUGCUGAUUGCCUAUGGCACCUCACGGGCUUGUGCAGCCCUAUUUAACGAGCUGAGGAACACCGUGUUCGGCAAGGUGGCCCAGAACUCCAUCCGACGAAUCGCCAAGAACGUCUUCCUCCACCUGCACAAUCUGGAUCUGGGUUUCCAUCUCAGCCGCCAGACAGGAGCGCUCUCCAAGGCCAUCGACCGCGGCACACGGGGCAUCUCAUUUGUCCUUAGUGCACUCGUCUUCAAUCUUGGACCCACAGUCUUUGAGAUGAUCCUUGUCAGUGGCAUUUUGUAUUACAAGUGUGGUGGACAGUUUGCAGCAGUGUCCUUGGGUACCUUAUCAGCAUACACCAUCUUCACCAUUCUCAUCACUCAGUGGAGGACACGUUUCCGGAUAGAAAUGAACAAAGCAGACAAUGAAGCCGGCAACGCAGCUAUUGACUCCCUCCUUAACUAUGAGACUGUUAAGUAUUUCAACAAUGAGAAGUAUGAAGCUGAAAAGUAUGAUGGAUACCUGAAGACCUAUGAGUCGUCCUCUUUAAAAACCACGUCCACGCUCGCCCUGCUCAACUUUGGCCAGAGUGCCAUCUUCAGUGUCGGCCUCACUGGUAUGAUGUUGCUGGCCAGCAAGGGCAUUGUGGCAGGUACGAUGACUGUGGGAGACCUGGUGAUGGUGAAUGGGCUGCUCUUCCAGCUCUCCCUCCCCCUCAACUUCCUGGGCACAGUGUACAGAGAGACCCGGCAGGCCCUAAUAGACAUGAACACUCUUUUCACCCUGCUCAGCAUUGACACCAAGAUCAAGGAGAAGGAUCUCGCCCCGCCAUUAGCCAUUGCACCCCAGGGGGCCUCCAUUCGCUUCGAGGACGUCUAUUUUGAAUACCUGGAGGGCCAGAAAGUGCUAACUGGAGUGUCCUUCGAAGUGCCUGCUGGGAAGAAGGUGGCUAUAGUUGGUGGCAGCGGGUCAGGGAAAAGCACCAUUGUGCGGUUGUUGUUCCGCUUCUUUGAGCCCCAGCGGGGGAACAUCUACAUAGCGGGGCAGAAUAUCCGAGACGUCAGCCUUGACAGCCUGCGGAAGUCUUUGGGGGUUGUACCUCAGGAUAGCGUUCUGUUCCACAACACCAUCUUCUACAACCUGCAGUAUGGAAACAUCAACGCUACACCAGAGGAGAACAUCCUGACUUCAAUGAAGGAGAUGGUGAAGAACAGGACAUCAGUGUUCAUCGCCCACAGGCUUUCCACAAUCGUAGACGCAGACGAGAUUAUAGUGCUCAAAGAGGGUAAAGUGGCAGAGCGAGGCAACCACGACACUCUCCUCAGUACCCCUGGUAGCUUGUACGCAGACCUGUGGAACGCCCAGAACAGCAAAACCCUCAACAAUAACAAGAGCUUGCCCAAGCCGCCGACGGAGCACAUAUCCCAGAAGGAGGAGGAGAGGAAAAAAUUGCAGGAGGAGAUCCUCAACAGCGUAAAGGGCUGUGGGAACUGCUCCUGUUGAGAGAAGCUGCUGCCUAAGUGUCUGUACAUCCCUCACAGAUGGCCUACACUGGAAUCCCUGGUCUGUACAGUAUUUGGGAGGGUGCUGAGUGUGGUUACGUCCCCUCCACCCACUUAAGCCAAGCUCCCCCUUGUGACUAUUUCUCCUCCUCAUAUGAAUAAAGGCCGCUGCUCGCCAAAGUGAAGGAGGAAGAGCAGAACAGGGAGCAAGUGUGUUUAGCACUGGCUGGUGUCCAGAGAUAGAGCUUUUAUGCCAGUUAUUUCAGCGGAAGCCAAGCAUAAGAGACCUUGUAUAUCACAUACGUGUGUGUAAGACAUCUGUUAGUCAACAUGGUUGCCCCCCCUCCUCUUCAUUUUUGACAUCAGGUUUAUUGACAUCUUCCAUUGCAGUGGAAACAUAUUAGUGUACACGUAAUUACUUACAUAUAUGCCUUGAUGUCUACACACAGUUUCUUUUGAUUUGAUUUUUUUUUCUUAAUUUAUUUUCAAAAUAAACUCAACCUAUAGUUUGUUUUUUAUAUUGAGGAUGUGCACAUACUGCAAUGGAUAGAAAUACUGAAUUACAAAGAUUGUCUUGCAGUAUGUGUUGGUUUGAGUAACACUUUUUCCUUUAGCAGACACUUUAAUCGGAUUCCAUCAUAAUGCACAUUGCCCAUGCCAUUUUAAUGCUUGUUCUAAAAAUAUCAAAAUUGGCAGAUAAUCAUGUCUUCUUGAUUCGACUCACAGCAUAAUGUGGAUGUUUGGGCUCAUCCAAAAUAGAUCCCCAGUGAAUUAGCAGUUUGUCACUGUCACAUUCAUGUAAAUAUAACAGUCUAAGAUUGACAAGAUGUAACUCUAUUAAAUCAUUAAUGGUGUUCACCACAAUAACAGACAACAACUUGAAAGUCUCCUCUGGGAACGUUCACUGUCAUCAUUUAGCCUUGGUUGACGGGCCCUUUUAAAUGAAGUUAUUCCAAGUUUUAACAUUGCUAAGACAGCUUUUUGGAUUGUAUGGUCACAAUACAAAGAUUUAUUCCUGAAGGUUACAUGAAAAUGUUAAUAUUUAAAAGCUUGGCAGUACACUAAUGUCCUCAUUUUCUGAGGGCUGUUUUGGUCUGUGGGGUGCACAUUUUGUUAGGAAUCUUGGUAUGUUGUUGUAUCUAUGAAUGAAAAGAAUAAUUCUUGUACUAUACACACAAUGUGAAACCUUAUUCAUAGUAUUCUGAACUAUGCUGACUGUGUGAGUACACUGCAGACAGAUGAAUAAAUGUUGGGUUUGUCUAAAUAA